Molecule: messenger RNA, 2322 nt
Organism: Zygotorulaspora mrakii
Lineage: Eukaryota; Fungi; Ascomycota; Saccharomycetes; Saccharomycetales; Saccharomycetaceae
Gene: CDC5
Product: polo kinase CDC5
Exons: 1
Coding region: 1-2322 (773 amino acids)
Biological process (GO): protein phosphorylation; regulation of cytokinesis; regulation of protein localization to mitotic spindle pole body
Cellular component (GO): nucleus; centrosome; spindle pole
Molecular function (GO): protein binding; ATP binding; protein kinase activity
Source: RefSeq, a predicted model, not a curated record
AUGUCGUUAGCACCUUUGAAGACUGUAAAUGAUAAACAGCUUAAUACCCGCCCCAACCUGGUUCAUACCCCUGUAAAAGGUGUUAAUGGAAGCCAUGGUGUUGCUGCUGCUCCAUAUGGGACGACAGGGAUAACUACGGCGACGACAACUGCCACUACAACUGGCGCUAAUAUCGGUGUUACUGGCGCGGGGCCAGAUGGUAAAGAAAACUACCAUGCUCCUACUCAGACCUACUUCCAGGGCAAAAAGACUCAAGCUCUGCAUAAUAACAGUAAUAACUUGAACAAUAAUGUUAAUCCUAAUAAUAAUAACAAUAAUAUUAAUAAUAAAAGAGUCGAAGGUCAUGGUGGUCAACCCGCACAAAGGAAAAAGAAGGAAAAAUUGUCUGCUCUUUGUAAAACUCCACCUUCUUUAAUAAAGACAAGAGGCAGAGAUUAUCAUAGAGGUCACUUUCUGGGCGAAGGUGGCUUUGCUCGUUGUUUCCAGAUAAGAGAUGACAGUGGUAAGAUAUUUGCAGCAAAAACCGUUGCAAAACUAUCGAUAAAAACUGAAAAGACGAGGAAAAAACUCUUAUCAGAGAUUCAAAUUCACAAAAGCAUGAAGCACGUUAACAUUGUACAAUUUAUUGACUGUUUUGAGGAUGAGACCAAUGUUUAUAUUUUGUUAGAGAUUUGUCCCAAUGGAUCUCUUAUGGAAUUAUUAAAGAAAAGAAAGGUUCUUACGGAACCUGAAGUCAGAUUUUUCGCAACACAAAUUUGUGGUGCGAUAAAAUAUAUGCAUUCAAGAAGGGUUAUACAUAGAGAUUUAAAGUUGGGAAACAUUUUUUUUGAUAAGGACUACAAUCUCAAGAUUGGUGAUUUCGGUCUAGCUGCCGUACUUGCCAAUGAUAGGGAACGUAAAUAUACAGUAUGUGGUACACCAAAUUAUAUCGCCCCUGAAGUACUAAUGGGUAAGCAUUCUGGACAUUCAUACGAAGUUGAUAUAUGGUCCAUUGGUGUAAUGCUAUAUGCAUUACUGGUUGGAAAACCGCCAUUUCAAGCAAAGGAUGUUAAUACAAUAUAUGAAAGGAUUAAAUGUUGUGAUUUUGGUUUCCCAAAGGAAAAGCCAAUAUCAAAUGAGGCGAAAGUUUUAAUUCAAGACUUAUUGUCAUUGGAUCCUCUUGAGAGACCAUCAUUAACCGAAGUAAUGGAAUAUGUAUGGUUUAGGGGAUUGUUUCCAGCAUUUAUUCAAUCAGAUGUAAUGACUGAAGUACCACAUUAUGAGAAUAAAUUGACCACGGAAGAAUCUUUAGAAAAUUUAAAGAUUUGUAUGGAAAAGUCGGGUUUAAUUGAUAAUAAAGGUCAUAGAAAUCAAAAUGUUUCUUCAUUUAAAGAUAGUAGAUCGGAUCAACAAAAUUAUCAGCAGCAACAAAAACAACAAUGGUCUACUAUUCUACCUGAUUCGUUAUCCCCCGGUGGGACAAAAAACAAAUAUAAAGAGGUUGUCGAUUUAGAAGCACAAAAGAGACUAAAUGAUCUAGCAAGAGAGGCGAGAGUACGGAAAGCUCAGCAAGCUACAAUAAAGAGGGAUUUAAUUGCUACAUCGACGAAUUUAAUCAAAUCUGAGAUAUCAUUGAGAAUUCUCGCUAGUGAGUGUCAUUUAACAUUAAACGGCAUAUUAGAAGCAGAAGCACAAAAGAGAAUGGGUGGACUGCCGCAUACCAGAUUACCAAAAAUCAAGCAUCCAAUCGUGGUAACAAAAUGGGUAGAUUACUCAAAUAAACAUGGAUUCUCAUAUCAAUUAUCAACAGAGGAUAUUGGAGUCUUGUUUAAUAAUGGUACUACAGUAUUGAGGUUAGCCGAUGCUGAAGAAUUUUGGUAUAUAAGCUAUGAUGAAAGAGAAGGUUGGGUAGCAAGUCAUUAUUUAUUAGCAGAAAAACCAAGAGAGUUAACAAGGCAUUUAGAGGUGGUUGAUUUUUUUGCGAAAUAUAUGAGGGCUAACUUAAGUCGAGUCUCAACAUUCGUAAGAGAAGAGUACCAUAAAGAUGACGUAUUCUUGAGAAGAUAUACAAGAUUUAAACAAUUUGUUAUGUUCGAAUUAAGCGAUGGAACAUUUCAAUUCAAUUUUAAAGAUCACAACAAGUUAGCCGUUUCCGAAGGUGGUAAGCUAUUGACAUAUAUUUCUCCAUCACAUGAAAGUUUGACCUAUCCAUUGGUUGAGUUAUUAAAAAUUGGAGAAAUUCCAAGUUAUCCAGAUUGUAAUCUCAUGGAAAAGUUAAUACUUAUAAAAGAAGGCUUAAAGCAAAAAACAUCAAUUGUUACUAUAGAACAAAACCAACAUUAA